Mycotypha africana is the source of this 474-nucleotide messenger RNA. Its product is annotated as Ctr copper transporter. Gene Ontology annotation, cellular component: membrane. Lineage: Eukaryota; Fungi; Mucoromycota; Mucoromycetes; Mucorales; Mycotyphaceae. Gene Ontology annotation, biological process: copper ion transmembrane transport. The transcript is spliced from 2 exons. The coding region runs from base 1 to 474 and encodes 157 amino acids. The record is from RefSeq and is a predicted model, not a curated record. Gene Ontology annotation, molecular function: copper ion transmembrane transporter activity.
AUGCUUUUCAAUUGGCAAGUGAAAGAUGUCUGUAUAGUAUUUGAAUUUUGGCAUAUCCAUAAUAUCUUGGAACUUGUAAUGUCUUGUCUGGCAAUAUUCUUGAUUGCUGCAGGGUAUGAAUAUAUACGUGUUUGUUUUGCAUCGUGUGAACAGUGGUCUCAAGCGGAAAAAAAGAAAGUAGCAGGCCAGAAUGCUCUUGUCGGCAACGGAGGCAAUGAGGAGGAUUGUGAGACGGCAAAUCAAGGCGGUAGCUUUCUCAGGAAAAAUAUGAUUCUAGCCAGGUAUUCUUAUAGGGAGCAGGCAUUACGAUCCAUUAUCUAUGCAUUUCUUGUUGCAGUGAGUUUUUGGCUCAUGUUAGUCUUUAUGACUUACAAUGGCUAUUUGAUGAUUGCAGUAGUACUAGGAGCUGGAAUCGGGCACUUCUUGUUUGGGAAUGGAAAAUCAAAAGCAACACAUGAUCUACAGUGCCAUUAG